AUGAGAGACGGGUGCCUCACUAGCCUGACCGAGCAGUCGCCGAGCAGGAUCGCCAGGUUUUUGGAGAGGGACCUUCAGGAGGCCCAUUUGGUUCGUUCGGUGAACCAGCUUUUGGCAGGCAAGGCUUCGGAGGGGCGAAGGUUGUUCGCGACAAAGUGGAUCUGGGCUAAGGGGGGUGUUAAGAUCCACCACAGCUCUAAGAUGCCCGAUGACCUGAAUCAGCUGUUCCGCCUCGUCUUCACUGACGCCUGCCCUACAGCUGCUAGGCUACAUUCUUGGGGCUACAGGAUGGAGCCCCUCUGCCAGUACUGCCGCCAGCGCGGCACAGUUUGGCAUCGAGUUCGGUGCUGCCCGCAUUUUGCAGAUCAGCGUGCUGAGAUGCUAGAGCCUGAGGGGAUCGAGGCUGCGCUCGAGGCCGGCCCCGAGUCACUUUUCUACAAUAAGUUCUGGUGGGCUGCACGGCCCAUCGCCAAGGCUGUGCCAUUCAAAGAAGAAUGCCCGCAGUACAUGGACGACGAGUGCAACAACUGUGCCCUAUUCGUGUUUCCGGGGUGCAACAGGCACAUCAGACCUAUCCCUGUCCGACACGCCGUGAGCAAGGUCAAGGCACACCGCUCAGAGGAUGCUGCCGAGAGCGAGGCCGCGCGGGCGGAGCCCGCCGCGGAGUCGGCCGGCAGCGAGGCGCACGGGCUCCCCGAGCGCCAGGUCGACGAGGCGGACACGAUGAUGCGGCAGACGAUGGGCCAGCUCCUGAAGGAGAUGCAGCAGGACCUCGGCGACAUGCUGGGUCCCGGCGAGGCCAGCUGCGAGGCCACCACGGCCGAGGCCGACCCCCGCGGCCAGCCGCGGAGCGGCUCGGUCGAGCCCGGCGGGCCGCACGGCGCGGCCGCGGAGGCCGAGCUGGCGCAGGAGGGCACGCCGAUGGGCAAGCUCCUGCAGGAAAUGCAGCACAGCUUCGGCGACGACGCCCCGGUCCCGGGCCUCGGCGCCAGGGCCUUGCGGCCAGUGCCGCCGGCGUUCGCCGACGCCGCCGCGGACGAGCCCCAGGGAGCGCCAGCGGCACAG
This is a messenger RNA of Prorocentrum cordatum, 1065 nucleotides long. NCBI's taxonomy places the organism in Eukaryota, Dinophyceae, Prorocentrales, Prorocentraceae. The record is from the annotation of a GenBank genome assembly.